Molecule: messenger RNA, 3461 nt
Organism: Gavialis gangeticus (Gharial)
Lineage: Eukaryota; Metazoa; Chordata; Crocodylia; Gavialidae
Gene: SAXO6
Product: Mdm1 nuclear protein
Exons: 15
Coding region: 175-2358 (727 amino acids)
Biological process (GO): negative regulation of centriole replication
Molecular function (GO): microtubule binding
Source: RefSeq, a predicted model, not a curated record
UGGAGAAGCAGAAGGAGUAACAGAUGUACAUAAAUAAAAAGAAAAGUCCCGUCACGCAGUCUGCUGGCAUCUUGGACUUGUUCGAGGGCUCUUCCGGGAUUGAGUGAAUACAAGAGGAACUUCAAAUGGAAGAAGUUGGGUCUGCAAGAGUCUUGUAGACCUUCGCAGGAACAGAUGUCCACUUGGGCAGGACUUCGCUCUGAUCAACUAGGAAUCGUAAGAGAACCAAAUUUCAUUUCCAAGAGAAAGGUGCCUUACUAUAACCCACAGAUUUCAAAGUCCUUUGAAUGGAGAGGAGACAGUAAUUUGAAUGACCUACCAGAAGCUGAAGUUCCCGGGCCUACAGAGUUGCAUGCAGAUCACAAUAACAAUGAUAUAAAUCAUGACAAAGUUGAGAUACCUGAUGCACCCAGGCUUCCUAAAACCAUUCGGUCUCGCUCUGCAGAUUCUAGAGUUGAAUCUGCCAUUGCCCUUGCAGGAAAUACUAAGAAGAAGUCGCCACCUGCAACUCCUGUAAAACGUAAUUCAGCAUCUGUCUCUCCAAAAAAGCACCUGGAUAAAGUGGAAGAUGGGUUUCACAGAGUUCUGCAAAAGAAAGCAGGCAUGAAUAUUUUCCCUUUAACUAGUUUCCCAAGAAGUUCUGAAUAUCAAAGCCAGUUUAUAUGGAAGACUCCCCAAGAACUCUCUCCAAUACUUGCAGCUGAACGGGUUAUUCAUAAUGCAAGCAAAUCCAUCCCCACAUUUAAGUCUCCUGCAGUUACUCCUGAAACUGAGUAUGAGAGAAGUUUCAAAGUUUCUGUUCUACCUAAGGAACAAAAAGUGAGAAAUGAUUUGGAAGAAGAAGAAUUGCCUAUAUGUGAACAAAUAAAUCUCUCACCUGAUGGAAAGAAUACAAGGAAAGAAAUGUUUCUAAAGUCAACGGAACAGUCAUCAAAACAAGGAAAAUCAGAAACAGAACAGAAACAACCUAAACAAAAAAAUAAACAACACGUUACUCAAAAACCCUUCUCUUUCUAUACAAGUCUUAGAUGUCCUAGGAAGAUGAACACAGAAUAUAGAUCAAAAUUUUUGUCUCCAGCACAGUAUGUAUACAAAGAUGGAGCGUGGUCACGUAUCAGACACAAUGUUCCCAAUCAAGGUUUUCAAAACACCCUAAACUCCGUGUGGUAUAUGGAGGUGAAGGAACUUCGAGAGAAAGCAAAAUCUUACAGGCAACAAGUACAUGGAACCCAUUUCUCCCGGUAUCAUCUAAAUCAGAUUUUGUCAGAUAAUAACAGUCUGUGGGACGUGUCUUCAAAUUCCAGUUCAGAAGAAACCAUCAGCAACAACAUCAAAGCUCUAGAUCUUGCUGGAGUUCUUGAAAAGCAGAGAUCUCCAAAUCCUGCUAUACUUCAGCAGCCUGAAUCAGGCAAAUACAUCCAACAGAAAAACACAGAGAAGUUAGGCAUGUCGGAUGCCUCUACUGUACCAGUUAGGAGACGUCUAGUUUGGGGCGAACAAGAAAAAAAGGAACAAAUGGAGAAUCAGUCACCAGCAGUAGAGGAGGAGAAAGGAAAAGAAAAAAAGCAGGAGACAGCAGGGGCUCAGAAAUUGGAAGAAAAUGAUCAGGAGGUUAAUGUGGAAAACAAAAUAGAGGAAGAAAAUGCCUCAUUACUGAAUUCUUCAGCAGAUGCAUCAGAAUUGUCUUCUGUAUCCUCAAAGAAAGGUGGCAGGCUCCCUACGCCAAAGCUGAAAGAACUUGGUGGUGGUCAAAGAACUCACCAUGACCUUACCACACCAGCUGUUGGAGGGGCAGUUUUAGUAUCUCCACCCAAAGUGACGUCUUCAUCCCCACAGCAGAGAAAGAAAGAGGUAUUAGAAACAGAUGCUUCUCCUUACAAGCAAGUCAUAAGAGAAGCUUCAAAAAGAAAAUCCAGCAGGCAUGAAGGAGAAGUGGAAGCUGUUUCACAACUUAUGUCCCCUGCUGCUGGAUUAAAAACUUUGGAUCCUUUGCCUUUGAGGAAAGACUCCUGGCCUGCUACCAAAGCUUCUGAUGAGAGAGCUUCUCCUGCUCCAGCACAUGCAGAAUGUUCCAUUACAUCUCCUGUACUGAAGUCAGUCAAAGAACAUACUUCAUCUUAUUGGGGUCCAUCCCGUCGUAUUCAGGGGACUCUCAGGGAUCCAGAGUUUCAGCAUAAUGGGAAUGUUGCGAGUCCAAAGAUGAAGCGUUUCCAGUUACCUUUGCAGGAAAGAAACUAUGAAGAUGAAGAUGACAGAUUGUCCCAGAUUUCUGCUCGCUCUGCAGCUUCUAGCUCACUAGCAUCUCAGGUUCUGGAACGAGCUCAGAAGAGGAAAGAGAAUUUCUGGGGAAAGACAUGAAGUAUACCACUGAGGGCUUUCAGUGGAAACUGUUUUAUACAAUGAUUAGUUUUUCUAUAUCUUGUUUGUUUGUUUUAAAUGUUGGUGAAUAACAUACUGUAUCCAUUCACAUGAUGGAAUGAAUGCUGACUGAGAUGCUGAGCAUUUGGUACUCUGAGACAUGAAAAUUAUGGGUUUUUGGUGUCUUGUAGAGCUGGGUCCUACUCCACUAUUUUAUAACCUUCAUGUUAAUCUUUGUGCAUCUCUUGAAAUUGAAACUAAUUAUUUGUACACGCCUAUAAUACUUCUAAAGAUUUUUUAGUACCAGAAUGUAAUGUAAAUUAGUACAGUAUUCAGAGUAACACCAUCAUCACCUUAUGUUUUAAUUUAGCUGUGCUUCAAGUGAGGUGCCUGAAGUAGAUACAGCCAUACUAUGAGUGUGUACAUAAUAGUUUCUGGAUUAAGAAUAUCUGUAGGGCUGUAUUGUAAUGAAACCUCUUAGCAGUACUUGCUAUUGUUAGCCUGUUACCCCAAAAAACUAUAUUUCAUAAGAAAUCUGAUAGGAGAGAUGCAGUAAAUAUUCAGUGUAUCAGAUUAUAGGACUUUGUAACGAAAAAAAAUCACAUUCUUAUUUGUUGGCCAAGAUGAUUUUGAGAGUUUAGUGAAUAUGGUCAUUGUUAGCAUUAUCUAAAGUAUUCAUAUGGAUGUCUCCUGGUGUAUCAAAAAUGGGCUUUGACUAGGGGAAAAAUCCUAAAAUGCUGGUCAUCUUCAUUUCAAACUCAGGUAUUUAAGAACAGCUGAGUUCUUAAAGUAAGUUUAGCAGAGUGUUAUCGUGGCGUUGACUUUUUAAUUACCUCCUUUUUCUAAGUGACUGUGAGUGAAUGGAAUAAUGCAACGAUUGUCAUAGGUGAAAUUGAUAGUGAGGUUUUUGCUGACAGACUAUGUUUUUCUUCUUUGUUGAUAUAAGCAAGCUGAUGUGAAGCAGGUGAAAAUAUGUUUGCUUAAUAACCAGUUUGUUUUUUAAACUCUUUCAAGUUUUAAUAAUGUUUGUGGUCUUAACAUUUUGUACAAUGAAGAGUUUGUAUUUUGUAUACUUCUGAAAAUAAAAAUAAUUUUUUUCUUGC